CAAAAGAAAGAAGGAAUCCUUCUCUCUUUCUGUGCACUCCUAUUCGGUUACAGUGGCAACGUGCGCGUGGUAUUCUAUCGUGCACGCGAAGCAGAGACAAAAGUAGAGAAGAAGAAGACGCAGAGAAGCUAAAUCGGGAGUGGCGCAUUAUAGCAGUCCGCCAUAUCCUUCGGUGUCGCUUAUCCUCUCCGAUUACAUCGGUCUCUUCUCUUCUUCCGAAUCGAUGGCUGCUCCACCGGCUAGGGCCAGAGCCGAUUACGACUAUCUCAUAAAGCUUCUUUUGAUUGGAGAUAGCGGUGUCGGUAAAAGUUGCCUCCUCCUACGAUUCUCGGAUGGCUCAUUCACCACUAGCUUCAUUACCACCAUUGGCAUUGACUUUAAGAUAAGAACCAUUGAGCUUGAUGGCAAACGUAUCAAGCUCCAGAUUUGGGACACUGCUGGUCAAGAACGUUUCCGCACCAUCACCACUGCUUAUUACCGUGGGGCAAUGGGCAUUUUACUAGUGUAUGAUGUCACAGACGAGUCCUCCUUCAACAACAUAAGGAACUGGAUUCGGAAUAUCGAACAGCACGCUUCAGAUAAUGUUAACAAAAUCUUGGUAGGAAACAAGGCUGACAUGGACGAAAGCAAGAGGGCUGUACCUACAGCCAAAGGUCAGGCGCUUGCUGAUGAGUACGGAAUUAAGUUCUUCGAAACUAGUGCCAAGACAAACCUAAACGUGGAAGAAGUUUUCUUCUCCAUUGGCAAGGACAUAAAACAGAGGCUUUCUGACACUGACUCCAGGGCUGAGCCUGCCACGAUCAAGAUAAGCCAAACGGACCAGGCAUCUGGAGCCGGGCAAGCCACCCAGAAGUCUGCAUGUUGUGGAAGUUAAUAAAGUUUUGAAAUUGAAGUGGAAACUUAAGAUUUCGUGAGGUGCUUGUGUAAUUUUUAUUUCUGUUCCAACAUUCCUGGUUUCUUAAUUGCCUUUCUCUUUGUAUGAAGGUUUAAUUGAAACUUGUAUUCUUCUUUUAUUCAUACAUUGUUAUGUUAGUCAUCUAUUAUCUU
Messenger RNA from Brassica oleracea var. oleracea, 1047 nucleotides. RefSeq names its product ras-related protein RABE1c. The coding region runs from base 224 to 874 and encodes 216 amino acids. Gene Ontology annotation, cellular component: plasma membrane. Lineage: Eukaryota; Viridiplantae; Streptophyta; Magnoliopsida; Brassicales; Brassicaceae. The transcript has 9 exons. Gene Ontology annotation, molecular function: GTP binding; GTPase activity. The record is from RefSeq and is a predicted model, not a curated record. Gene Ontology annotation, biological process: protein secretion; regulation of exocytosis.